Molecule: messenger RNA, 447 nt
Organism: Trypanosoma rangeli
Lineage: Eukaryota; Euglenozoa; Kinetoplastea; Trypanosomatida; Trypanosomatidae
Exons: 1
Coding region: 1-447 (148 amino acids)
Source: RefSeq, a predicted model, not a curated record
AUGCUUGCCACCGUAUUUCGUCGCUCGGCCCAGGAGGCGUCCGCCGCCCCCGGGUUGCACGCCAUCGCCCCUGUCGCCGCCAUUGAGCGGGCAGCGCCGUACACGCGCUUCAACACACUUCGACUUCACGCUCAUCACGAACCCAACUUCCGCGCGCAGCCGGCCGGCUGGCGCGGGUGGACAGACCCGAAACUGCAGGACCCGUAUGCGCCCUUCAUGCUGCAGUCGCCGGUCCGCCACGUGGACCGGCAGUGCGCGGGGAUGUGGUUUGGCAUGGGUCACUUUGCGCUAAAGAACUUCUUUGGCAUCUGUCACUGGCGCUUUGCCCUGCGGAUAGCCUUCUGGGGCGUGGGCGGGUGGGCCUUCUCUCUCGGCACGUACGCGCUUCGCAUGCACCGCAACGGAUGGCAGUGGAAGAACCGCGGUGCCGUCUUUGCCAUGGAUUAA